AUGGCGCCGGCGGCGGGCUUCUUCUGGGACUACAGCGCGCAGAAGGCCACACCGCAGGAGGCGCCCGCCCUCGCCAAGGCAAAGGCAGCGCUGGGCGCGCGCCUGGCCCACCUCAUGCAGGGCGGCGGUCGAGGAUUCGCGGAGGAGUACGAGCGCCUGUCCCUCGUGGCGUCAUCCUCGCAGUACACGGCCAGCGAAGGGGCGUCCCCGCCGAACGCGGGGCGGAACCGGUACCGGAACAUUCUCCCAUACGACUAUAACAGAGUCCGGCUGGCCACGGUGCCCGAGGGGGGGAACUACAUUAACGCGAGCCUGGUGAGAAGCGGCGGCGGGGAGAGCCCGCCGUGGUGCUUCAUCGCGUCGCAGGGGCCGCUGAAAGGCACGGUGGAGGACUUCUGGCGGAUGGUGCUGGAGCAGCGCUGCAGCGCGGUGGUGAUGCUGACGCAGGCGUUCGAGCGGCGCGUGGAGAAGUGCGCGCCCUACUUCCCGCAGGCCAAGGGAUCGGGGGCCAUGGUGGGGCGCCUGCAGGUGUGCGUGGAGGACCUGAGGGAAGUGAGCACCGACAUCACGGUGCGCGCCAUCCGCGUGAGCGACCCCACAACGGGCAUGGUGUCCACCGUGCAGCAUUACCACUACCACAAGUGGCCGGACCACGGCGUGCCCGAGUUCACUAAGCCCCUGCGCGACCUGAUCAACCUACUGGAGGCCACGGGCGCCGGGCGGGCGCCCAUCCUCGUGCACUGUAGCGCGGGCGUCGGCCGGACAGGCACCUUCUGCGCGGUGUACGUGCUGCUGCAGCGCCUGUACGCGCUGCUGCGGUCCAGCAGGCCGUCCGUGGGGCAGAUAGAGCGCGCCGUGGACGUGCCCGGGGUUGUUGCCCGACUGAGGAGGCAGAGGAUGGGCAUGGUGCAGACCGUGGAGCAGUACUACUUCUGCUACCAGGCGGUGAUACAGGAGGUGGAGGCGGAGAUGAUGCGGAGGGGGGGGUGA
Molecule: messenger RNA, 990 nt
Organism: Ostreobium quekettii
Lineage: Eukaryota; Viridiplantae; Chlorophyta; Ulvophyceae; Bryopsidales; Ostreobiaceae
Source: the annotation of a GenBank genome assembly